CAAGUACUUCACUAGUCAAGUCAAGACAACGAAAGACGACGACGUGAUCGCGGGCGGUCGUGUUUUAUAUAGGUGCACGUGUAGUCAAAGUAACCUAUUAAUUUAUUAUGAUUAAGGUUUUUUUUUGUGAAUUAAUGGAUGGUUAAAAAUUAAGCGAAAACGCUUUGGUUGAUUUGGAGAGCUUGACUGAGGCUACACAGAUGCUGACAUCGGUUUUAUGAUAGUGGGUGUGAUGGAAAUGUCACACCAGGGCGGUGCGGAGGCCGAGAGCCUGCUUCGCUCGGAGCGGAGCGGCGUCAUCAUGCCGGGACAACGACGUUGGGAUGUUAGCGAGGGCGAGAAGGCGCCUUUCCUACGCAACGAGCCAGUGAAGUUGACGCCCGCGUGGGAAGGUUCUAACCUGCCCAAUGACACGCUCAACUUAAAAGGUAUUGCCAUGGAUUUGGCGCCCCCAAAGGAUAAAUGGAACUUGAUCUUUUUCACGCUGAUGCUCCACGGCCUGGGGACCCUAACAGCAUGGAACAUGUUUAUAACAGCGAAGGACUAUUUCGUCAACUAUAAGCUCUUGAACGCACCGACAUUAGCGGAUGACUUCAUGCCGUACGUGGGAUGGGCUAGCCAAGUGCCUAAUCUUCUUUUUAGCUGGUUCAAUAUAUUUGUUAAAAUUGGAGGCAAUUUAACAACGAGGAUCGUGUGGUCGCUAUGCAUAGAAGUACUCAUAUUCGUGGCUACUGUUGUCCUUGCUAUGGUCGACAGUUCACAAUGGCCUGUAGUCUUCUUUUGGCUUACUAUGAUAUCCGUUUUCUUCUUAAAUGGUUUCAACGCUAUAUUCCAGAACUCAGUGUAUGGAGUGGCAGCUCGUCUACCGCCGCAGUACACAGGUGCCGUCGUCCUCGGCUCCAAUAUCUGCGGUACCCUUGUCGUAUUCAUCAACUGGGCCUCAGAUGUGUUUACAAAGAGCUACAGGACAUCAGCAAUAUAUUAUUUCAUUGCGGGCAUGUUCGUUUUACUGAUCUGCUUUGAUACAUAUUUCGCUCUGCCGUUGAACAGAUUUUUCCGCUAUCAUGAAACAUUACAAGAACGAACGCUUCGCGUAAACCCGGCUCUGGCCGCUACGAAUCAGAACGCAAGCCCUUCGACUCAACGCACUCCAUACGGUCUCAUCCUGCAACAAUCAAUCGUUCAACUAUACAAUAUAUUUAUUGUAUUCUUCGUAACACUUGCUGUGUUCCCUGCAGUUCAUUCGGACAUUCAGCCAGUGACAGCAGGAUUUUUAGGCAAUAACUUUGUACGACUCACAUGCUUCUUGACAUUCAAUUUCACAGCCAUGAUUGGCAAUAUUACAGCAAGUUUGUGGCAAUUUCCAAGUCCCCGUUGGUUGGCCCUCUUCACAAGUCUUCGUCUGCUUUUCAUACCCCUCUUCCUGCUGUGCAACUACCACCCAAGAGGUAGACUAAGAACAUUACCAGUUUUAAUUGAUAAUGACUGGGUUUACUGGGCAAUGGCUGUUUUACUCGGAUGGAGCUCAGGUCAUGGCAGUUCUCUUGGCAUGAUGUAUGUCAGUGGCACCGUGGCGCCGGAACAUGCCUCAACAGCUGGUAUGAUAGGAGGAGCCACACUAGUAACGGGAAUUGUAGUUGGCAUUUCAUUCUCAAUAUUCUGCCCCGAUAUUGUAUCUCUCGCUCUUUGGUCGAACAUGUAGCGACUACUUGCGUACAUCGGGACGUUCUGGAACGUUCUAGUACGUGUUGGGAAGUGAAUUUAACAGUUGAAGUUAGUGUGGUGUUAAAGUGACGUGUUGUGAUAAGUUAUACCCCGCCUUUGCCACGCCUUAGUGACAUCUCAAUAUAAGUAUAAAUGUUCCUUAAUCACAAAGUGUUACUUUGUAUGAGAGACAUUUUUCUGUUGCGAUUUAUGGAGUAUUCUAUAAUAAAACUGUGUCUAGUUUGAUUUUAACUUAUUUUAUAAGAUAAAGAAAACUAGGUCAUAUACAGUUCAUAUUUAAUUCUGAAUAUUCGAAAUAUAUUCAAUAUAUUUGCAAUUGUGUGUUCGACGUGUCUUAUAACAUAUAAAUAGACAAGAUGAUACAAUUAAACACAACAGUAUGACUCAAUAACUUAACUACACUUGAUAUAAUAAUGCCUUAUUAAUAUUCAAUAAACAUCUGUUGCUGCAAGGUAUAAUAAUGGAAUUGAAAAUGUUUGAAUAUAAUUUUAUUCAAGUUGACAAUGAAACAUACUAUGGUAAUAUUAAUAUAUGUAAUAGUUAUGACAAAUUAAUAUAUAAUAAACUAUUAAUUAAUUGAAAUUUUAAUUAAAUAUCACAUGAUAUUAUGAUAGUUGAACCCUUGCAGUUACAGAUAUUUUGAUCCAAACUGCCAUACAAUAAAAAGUGUUUAAUUCAUAAACAAUUUCGACUUUAAAUUAAAAUCGAUAUAAACAAAAAUACGUUAAAUUACGAUAAAUCGGACUUUAAUAGUUGGUAAUUAGGUUGGUUUUGUGAAUUAAGGUUAUAUAUCAGCAUAUGAUAUUACAAUUGUUGAAGUUUGAGAGGCUUAGAGUAUAUAUAUAUUGUAAUUAGUACAAAUUGUUAAAAUUUAUAGUAGAAAUACAUAUUACAUUUAUUAUAGUAAUUAUCUGUUCCGAUUAUUAUUUGCAUUUUGGUUAUCUCUUCAUAUUGAUUUAAGAGACAAAAUAAUAUUUUACUUACAGAUACUUAUAUUUAUAUUUGUGUUAAAAACAACAGUAACCACAGAGUGUAUUUCGAUAUUAUUUUUUUUGUUCUCCCAAACUAUUCAUAUUUUACGUCCCUUAAUGUAAGUUAACAUAUACAAGAUAUUAAUCCAAAGUGCUUCUAUUGUUUAAGAAUUGUAAGGCUUAUUUAGAGUAAGAUAUUCGACGGCAAUGAUGUAAUUAAUUGUUUUUUUUUUUUAAAUUACUAUUACUGAAAGGACUACAGCUGGCUGUAAUCGUAAGGUAUUAUAAAUUUCUUUUAAUUAAAUAUGCACUAAAAUAUAUUUGUAAGAAAUUUGAUAAAUAUAUCUUAAUAUAUUAUGUAAAAUGAUUUAUUCUUUUUAAUCACUGGCAACAUUCAGAACAAUAUUUGUUAUUAAAAAAUAAAUAAUUGUUUUUUUUAAAUUCUAUAACAUAUGAAGGGUGUAGCAUUAAAGCAUUUUUUUUACAGACUGAUUUUUACAUUAACAUUAUUAGAUGUAUAUAAGAAAAUGUAUAACAUAACUUUGUAAGUAAUAUUUAAAACAAUAUUUCUUAACUGGAGAUGUAUUAUUAAAAAAAAAUUAACAUUAAUUGAUUAUUUGGUUAUAAACACAUUUUUUUUUCUUAUGAAAAUAUUUAUCAGAACAAACAAUACGAAUAUUUUAAUUUUGCCACUUGCUAAUUAUUCUCAUUGCCUCUACAAAGUUAUGCAUAACUAUAUUUGUGAUAUAUUCAAAUAUAUCACAUUUAUUAAUAUUAAUGGUUUAAAAGUAUGAGUUACAAGAGUAUAACAAUUACUGACCAUUUGCUGCAACUUCAGAGAGGCAAAGUUAAAAUAUUUUCGAUUUAAGUUAUUUGCUAAGAAAUAUUUGAUAAUUACCGUUUAUCGUUAAUCAUAUAAUAACAAAUGCCUGUUCAUAACACAUAGAAACGCACACUAUGAUGAUCCACUUUAUGCAAACAGUCACAAGAGCUCAUUUUAAGUGUAAUAGUAGUGUUUGUUUAAAGUCACUUAAUGAUAAAUAAAAUAUAAAAUUUAUUUUGAAUGAAUCUGAAAAUAAUUUAACUAAUAUUUAAAUUUUAAUUGAAUGAAUGUGCCGUUCUUGAUUUUUUUAUAUAAUAUAAUGCUUUAUGUUACCAAAAUUAAUAUUUGAUGAAGUAAUGUUUGUUGCUGAGAAUGGAUUAUUCCAGAGUGUUCACUAUAGAGACCAAAUAAUCUCUUAUAUUAAAUGAACAAAGAGUUAUAUUUGUUCUACCUACACUAACAGUUGUUAGGAAUUAUUUAUUACAUAGUAAAGGUUUUUUCAUUAUU
Vanessa tameamea is the source of this 4026-nucleotide messenger RNA. RefSeq names its product Equilibrative nucleoside transporter 2 (gene Ent2). Gene Ontology annotation, biological process: nucleoside transmembrane transport. The transcript is spliced from 11 exons. The coding region runs from base 218 to 1702 and encodes 494 amino acids. NCBI's taxonomy places the organism in Eukaryota, Metazoa, Arthropoda, Insecta, Lepidoptera, Nymphalidae. Gene Ontology annotation, molecular function: nucleoside transmembrane transporter activity. Gene Ontology annotation, cellular component: plasma membrane. The record is from RefSeq and is a predicted model, not a curated record.